GAGAGAGAGAAAGAGAGUGAGAGUGAAACAGAGAGAGAGAGAGAGAGAGAGAGAAAGAGAGAGAGAGAGAGAGGCAGACAGACAGACAGAGGUCGCUCACAUGUACUUCUCAACUUCAGAGCUAUCAGUUAAAAAAUGAAUACCAAACAAUUAAUGACUGAUUUGUGAAGCUCUGAACUUCGGCUGAACUUCAGGUUCAACAUUUUGGCUCGCAGGAUAAUAUGAUAGCUCGAGAUAUUUUACCUGAACUCAUGGGUCCAAAGAAAUGCUACUAAGAGGUGGACACUGCAUCUGGGGCCUUUCCUGAAUGUGUUCAACCAUAAACAGCGCUCUUCCCUUUAGUUUCAGUUGUGAGGGACCAGUAAACUCUAACAGACUUCAUGGGGGAGUGUCGAUGUCUAGCACUCACAGAUUCAGUGCGAGUGGCAGGGUCUGGGCCAAUUAUUCUCAACAAUCAGAGAUGGACUGGACCUGGCAGGAACUAAUGGCAAUCACAGAACUGCAGGAAUUUGAGGUCCCCAAUGAGAAUCCAUUUGAGGCUGGUCCAUACAUCUCCAUGGAGCCAAUGGUGCAUUAUGGGAGUUGUGGAAUGAACCUGGCAGAACCUAACCCACCCACCUGUCAGGCAAGCCCUGCUGCUGCUUUUGAAGCUGGGUAUGCUGAUGCAAUAUCCCCGUACCAACGCUUGAACCCAAACAUGGAGAUGCACUAUGGACACAGCGGGUGCCAGGCUACCAGAUUACCACCAAAUGCACCACCUCUUCAACCCCCACUCAUGAGCCUGUUGGAUCCCAUGAACAUGCCGAACACCAAUCAGGGACAGGGGAAAAACUGCAACGGACACCCAGACGAUCUUGAGUCAGACUCUGGUCUUUCUUUGGGCUCAAGCCCACCACUUGCCUCACCUGAGAACGAAGUCCAUGGGGCACUUACAUAUUUACCCCGAGACAGUUAUACUAAUGGUGACAUAGACUGCAUUGGUGACCCAUGUCACAUGAGACCAAACAUAAAUGCUCCUGUGGAUUAUUCACACACGUUUGGGGCCUACUCCGGACAUUCCUACUUUCCAGUUGCACCAAACCCACAACAUGCCCAGCAGCAUGUGCCUCAUUCACAUCAACACAUAACAGCCAUGAAACAGCAGCUUUUUCCUGCUACUCUGCAUGAUCCACACGCAAGCCACACAAGCACACCAAGAGCAGUCUCUUUCCAGUCACCACACCCCAAAACAAAAGAGGUUGGUGUCUCUAGCCCUCUCACCAGGGACGAGCGGAGAGCAGUAGCACUCCAAAUCCCUUUUCCGCUUGACAAGAUAGUCAAUCUGCCCGUAGAUGACUUCAACGAGCUAUUGAGCAGACAUGCACUAAGCGAUGCCCAGCUCACACUUGUGCGCGACAUCCGCCGCCGCGGCAAGAAUAAGGUGGCGGCGCAGAACUGCCGGAAGAGGAAGUUGGAAAACAUCGUGCACCUGGAGCAUGAGCUGGGCCAGCUGAGGGCCCGCAGGGAACAUCUAACACGAGAGAGGGUAGAGUUCCAACAAAAUCUCACCAUGCUGAAGUGUCGUCUCUCCGAGCUUUAUGCUAAAGUAUUCUCCCAGUUACGGGAUGAAGAAGGACACCCGUAUUCUCUGGAGGACUAUUCGCUCCAACAAAGUAAUGAUGGUAACCUUUACCUCCUGCAACGAAACAACUCGCUGGAUGGGGAAUAAACGAGGGUCUUACAAUUAAGUGCAUGGUUAAAAGUUGGAUGUCCCAAAAACAUUAGAUAUGCUAUAAAUGUUUUUAUGGG
Messenger RNA from Pangasianodon hypophthalmus (striped catfish), 1788 nucleotides. It is a transcript of the gene nfe2, whose product is annotated as nuclear factor, erythroid 2. Gene Ontology annotation, cellular component: nucleus. The transcript is spliced from 4 exons. The coding region runs from base 308 to 1708 and encodes 466 amino acids. Gene Ontology annotation, biological process: regulation of transcription by RNA polymerase II. NCBI's taxonomy places the organism in Eukaryota, Metazoa, Chordata, Actinopteri, Siluriformes, Pangasiidae. The record is from RefSeq and is a predicted model, not a curated record. Gene Ontology annotation, molecular function: DNA-binding transcription factor activity, RNA polymerase II-specific; RNA polymerase II cis-regulatory region sequence-specific DNA binding.